Messenger RNA from Megalops cyprinoides (Indo-Pacific tarpon), 1479 nucleotides. Its product is annotated as forkhead box protein G1-like. Bases 193 to 1257 code for a protein of 354 amino acids. The transcript has a single exon. The record is from RefSeq and is a predicted model, not a curated record. Gene Ontology annotation, cellular component: nucleus. NCBI's taxonomy places the organism in Eukaryota, Metazoa, Chordata, Actinopteri, Elopiformes, Megalopidae. Gene Ontology annotation, molecular function: sequence-specific double-stranded DNA binding; DNA-binding transcription factor activity. Gene Ontology annotation, biological process: regulation of transcription by RNA polymerase II.
CGAUUUCAGCAAGCUCCUCCUCUUCGGUGAUGUAGUGAUAAGACGGAACCUCCUUAAUUACUAAUUUCACCAUUCCACUCCAAGCUCGCCUCUGUCCUAGAAGUUCCUUCAUGCAUGCAAUGUUCAAAUCCGAUCGCGUCUGACCUUUUAUUUUUUAAACACAAAACCCAAGGCUUGUUGUGAUUGCCCGGCAUGGGAGAUCAGAAAGAGCCGACAAUGGUGCACAAAUCCACUUCGUUUAGUAUCAAGAGUCUGCUGCUUCCUUCUAAAUGUGACAAACUGGAGUCGGGGGCCCCAGAGAAAAAUACUCUUCCUGCAGGCUCUGAUUCAGAGAAAUCACUCGAUCCCACGGAAAUGGACUCUACGCCGUUCAACCAGGAGAACCAGAAAGAGGAGGACGAAGGCAGCGACCGAGCAACAGAACCGAGCAAAAACGGAAAAUACGACAAACCGCCGUUUAGCUACAACGCGUUGAUCAUGAUGGCUAUUAGACAGAGUCCUGAAAAGAGACUUACGCUGAACGGCAUCUACGAGUUUAUCAUGAAGAAUUUCCCUUACUACAGGGAGCACAAGCAAGGGUGGCAAAACUCGAUCCGGCACAACCUGAGCCUCAAUAAGUGCUUUGUUAAAGUGCCGAGGCAUUACGAUGAUCCGGGAAAAGGAAACUAUUGGAUGUUGGACCCCUCGAGCGAUGAUGUCUUUAUCGGUGGAACUACAGGGAAACUUAGGAGGCGGUCGGCUACCUCCCGGGGAAAACUGGCGAUGAAGAGGGGACUCCGCUUUGCUCCGCUCGGACUGGGAUUGAACGAUAGGGCGAGCAACCCUUUGUACUGGCAAAUUUCGCCAUUUCUAUCUUUACAUCACCCUCACUACAACGGAUCUUCACCCGGAUUUCUGAACCAGGGCCACGCGUACGGUUCCCUGCUUUCUGGAGUUGAGCAGCUGGGGAACGGAGACCUCUCCCGCCCGAUUCUGGGGGGAUCUACCGGGGGGAUCAACUUGACAAACAGUUAUGGUGUGAGCACUUCUCCCGUUGGUUUACUGUCGGGACAAACCGGUUAUUUCGUCUCAGGGACCCAGCACGCUCAGUCUCUCCAGCAAAGCGGAGCUGGGUUCGCGGUUCCCUCCAGCUCGCCUCAGACUCUAAUUUCGGAAACACUCAGAACAUCUUUGCCUUCUUUUACACCCGGCGUUUCCAGUGGAUUCUCCGGGGUUUUGUCCCAUCAAAAGAGGGUCCCCAGCUCUUUCUUAAACUGACCACAUCACUGCAAGCAAAGGGGAAAGUCUGAAAUAGCUGCGUACAAGCCCUCCCCAUUAACCUUAAUCGAGACAUAAUUUAAUUGCUGAGUAAGUCAAGAUCCAAGAAGACAAUUCGAUCACUAAGCUGUUAUGGCCAUAUUCAUCUAUCCUGAAGUGCGAUGUUUUCUUACGUAUGAAAGGGACAAACUUGUUACCUGUAGUUUAUAAACUAACUAGUCU